AAUGGGGAGGGAGUUUCAUUGGGUAGGAAGUUGUGUGGUUUGGCAGAUAUAACUAAAAGAGCUCAGAUUCCUUUUUCUGCUUGACUUCCAGCAGCUAUAGCUUCUCAUACUUCAGUUUCUGCUUUGUUCCAUUCUUCAACUUUGGUGACUGCUGGUGUUUACUUGUUGAUUUGUUUGAGACAGUAUUUUAGAGUGGGUAUUGUUUCUUGUGUUUUAAUGUUUAUUUCUUGUAUGACAAUAUUUAUAUGGGUUGAGACUAAUUAUGAGAUGGUUAUAAAGAAGGCAAUUGCUUUGUCUACUUUGAGACAGCUAGAAGUAAUAAUGUUAUCAAUUUCUUUCGGGUAUUCAAAGUUGGCUUACUUUCACAUGCUUACGCGUGCUUUAUUUAAGGUUCUUCUUUUUCUUUGUGCGGGGUCUGUAAUUCAUAGAAGAGGUGGGGCUAAAGAUUUGAGGUAUAUAGGUAUAAUUGAGUUUAGACCUGUAGCAGGGUCUUGUUUUAAUGUUGCUAAUUUAUCUUUGUGUAGAAUUCCUUUUUUGGCUGAUUUUUAUUCUAAGGAUUUGAUUUUGGAGAGUAUGUCUUUCUAUAGUUUUGAUUUUUUUAUCUUUAUUUUCUUUGGAAUUUCUGUGGGAUUAACUGCUUGCUAUUCGUUUCGAUUGUUUUUAUGUUAUGGAUCGAAAUUUCGGGGAAGGGAGUAUUAUAAGAGUUUCUAUUAUUUUAUGUCUUUUUGGGCGGUUAUUAUAGGGUCUCCUUUAAUGUGA
Limulus polyphemus (Atlantic horseshoe crab) is the source of this 759-nucleotide messenger RNA. RefSeq names its product NADH-ubiquinone oxidoreductase chain 5-like. Gene Ontology annotation, molecular function: NADH dehydrogenase (ubiquinone) activity. Gene Ontology annotation, biological process: electron transport coupled proton transport; ATP synthesis coupled electron transport. NCBI's taxonomy places the organism in Eukaryota, Metazoa, Arthropoda, Merostomata, Xiphosura, Limulidae. The record is from RefSeq and is a predicted model, not a curated record.